AUGAGGGGAGGGGCUAAACAGCGGAAGCCCUAUAAAAGAACCCAAACAUUCACUCCUGUAAUCUUGUCUGCAGCCAGAGCUCAGAGGAGAGAACAAGUUACCCUUCCUGAGGUGACUAUCUUUGAAGAAAGGACUAGAAGGCCUAGGAACAUGGAUGCCAAAAGCCUGAUUGAAAGCUUCAAAGUGGAUCUCACCUGUUUCAUAUGCUCAGGCUAUUUGACUGACCCAGUGAUUAUCAAAUGUGGCCACACCUUCUGCAAAGAGUGUCUUAUCAGCUUCUGGGAGGAAAGCCACCCACCAACCUGCCCGAGUUGCAAGGCAAUCAUUGCAUUUGCAGACUUUUCCUAUGAUAGAAAACUGCAGAAUCUGUCUAUAAUUGGCAAGAUGCUUAGACCAUACUUACUGCAGAGCAUCAGAGACCUGACUACCUGUGAGAAACAUGGGAAAGAAGAGACCUUGUUCUGCAAGGAAGACCACAGACCCUUGUGUGGGCCUUGCUUUUUAAGCAGAGAGCACAAGGAGCACACAGUCCUUCCCUUGGAAAAGGCUGCUGGUCAGUGCAUGGUGGAGCACAGGAAUUUGAAAGAUAUGGUUUUAUGUGAAUAUGAGAAAAUGCACCAGUUCUACCUGGAAGAAGAACAGUUACAAUUGCAAAGACUGGGCAAGGAAGCAGGACAGAACAUGGCAGCUGAGACGAGCAAGGUCAUCCAUUCCCAAGAAAACCUCAAUGUGCCAAUAAAGCCAGAGCAGCAGGCUGUGGAAAUGCUAAAGUUGGAAGGCCAGGCUAUGAAACAGUCCAUCAAGUCUGAAUUUGAGAAAAAGAACCAGUCCUUGUCAGAGGAAAAACACCUCCAUCUGCAAAGACUAGAACAACAAGUAAAAGACAACUUGACAAAGUUUGAGGAUAAUAUCUCAAAAAUCACCCAACACAUCCAUAACCUGCAAAUGUCAAUGUCUGAAAUAGAGAAAAAUUUUGAGAAGCUUCCCAUUGAAAUGCUCCUGGAUGCGAAAGGAAUAUUGGAAAGGAAUGACGAACUACUGCUUCAGAAUCCAAUGGUUGCUUCACCCAGGUGGACCAUGUACUCCAUCUCUGGCAUGGCAGAAAUGCUGCUGACUUUUCACAGGGAGAUAACUCUGGAUCCUGAAACAGCAAAUCCUCAUCUCAUAGUGUCUGAUGAUUUGAUGAGUGUUGAAUAUAUUUCUGUCCCACAGGAUGUGCCUGACAACCCAGAAAGAUUUGAUUAUGCUGUCUGUGUCUUGGCUACUCAGAGCUUCACCUCAGGGAAACACUAUUGGGAAGUAGAUGUAGGGAAUACAUCAGCGUGGGAAGUGGGCAUCAUUAAAGAAUCAAUCAGAAGGAAGGGCAAUAUCUCCAACUUUUCUAGGGAUAGAUGUACCCUUGUAGCCUGGGGAUUUGAAAAUUACUUUCUCUUCUGGUAUUCAUGUUAUAAGUUUGUUUUUGUAGAACGGCAUAUUCAAAAGGUAGGCAUUUUCCUUGAUUAUGAAAGAGGGCAUGUGGCAUUUUAUAAUGCUACGGACAGAACUCUGAUCUACAGUCCUCCAAAUGAUGCUUUUCAAGGGCCUUUUUGCCCUUUCUUCUCUCUUUGCCUUAUAAAUGGGAAAACUCCUUCUGGACCUCUAUGCAUCUGCCCCAGGAGUAAUUAG
This is a messenger RNA of Trichosurus vulpecula (common brushtail), 1665 nucleotides long. Its product is annotated as probable E3 ubiquitin-protein ligase TRIML1. Lineage: Eukaryota; Metazoa; Chordata; Mammalia; Diprotodontia; Phalangeridae. The record is from RefSeq and is a predicted model, not a curated record. Gene Ontology annotation, molecular function: protein binding; zinc ion binding. The coding region runs from base 1 to 1665 and encodes 554 amino acids. The transcript is spliced from 7 exons.